Messenger RNA from Onychostoma macrolepis, 2238 nucleotides. It is a transcript of the gene luzp2, whose product is annotated as leucine zipper protein 2. The transcript has 12 exons. The record is from RefSeq and is a predicted model, not a curated record. Bases 785 to 1825 code for a protein of 346 amino acids. NCBI's taxonomy places the organism in Eukaryota, Metazoa, Chordata, Actinopteri, Cypriniformes, Cyprinidae.
AACACUGUUUGAGAAGCCGGAUGGAGACAUCAGAUGCGGCGGAACUGCGGAAAGAUAAAGCGAAGCGACUACACGACUAUUAGAUUUAUCAUGAUCGGUUUACCCUCUUAAUCUCACAAUAUGAGACGGUGAGCAGGGAAAUGUCUCAUCAAUUACUUUGACGGACAACAGAGAACAAAAUGUCAAACUAAUGAACCCUGCCAUCAAAGUGUAAUCUCCGCGAAAAUUGAUUAAUUUAGUCUUUGUAGAGUAACCCUGCACACCUCGAGCCCAGAUAAUCGCCCUGCCCCGUCCCAAGGCUGCUGGUAAUAACGCAGACAGAUGGAUAUCAUGUGGGACACACCAGCAGGUAUUCAUCUCGCCGUGGAACGCAAAAGAGAAAGACAGGGAGCCACUGGUUGUAUUGAUGCUGACAUCACCUCACCACCUCAAAUCAUUCUCCAGUCUUCCUCCCCGGAUCCUGGAUCCCCCCGCCCCUGCACCCUGGUUCCUGGCCAUUAAUAAAUCCGUCCGUCUCCCCGUCCUUGCUAUUUGAAGCUGAGGAGCCCCGCACUUUCAGAUACACAGACCGCUCGCAGCGUUGCAUCUGUCUGCCGCGGCGUGUGUGCCUGCGUUAACGCGCGUGUGCACCACUAAAAGAAAGAAAGAGAGAGAGAGAGAGAGAGAGAGAGAACGGGUGAGCGAGCCAGCGAGGAGAGGGAGAGAGAACGGGAGAAGGGAAAAGCUAGCGAUCGAGAGAAAAAGGGGGAAAGAGACGCCGAGUGCAUGAGAGCAAGACAAAGCAAUGAAAUUCAUCGGAGCCGUUUACCUCCUGUUCCUCCUCCCAGCUUUAAGCUUCAACAGCAGCUAUGAGGGGCUGGAAAAGAAGCUGAAGGAGGUUUUCACAGAGAGGACAGGAAUUUUACGACAACUCUCCAAAACAUCAAAGGAGUUGGACAGCAUAAAGGGGAACCUGCAGUCUCUUAAGAAUGAUGAUGCUGUGCCCAAGAAAGAUGUUCAGAGGAUCUUGGAGCUCAGUCACAAGCAAAGGGAUGAGAUGAAGUCACUCCAGGCAGCUCUGCAGAAACAACUGGAUGAUGCAGCUGAACGUGCAGAGAAACAGCAGGCCACCAUAAAGUUCUUAAAGAUGGAGAUGGAAAAGAAGACCAAAAUCAUCAAAGACCUUCAGCAAGAGAAUAAAAGCCUGAAGAACAAACUUCUGUCCGGGAACAAGCUCUGUGACAUACAUGCAGAGGAGUCAAAAAAAAUCCAAGCCCAACUGAAAGAGCUGAGGUAUGGCAAAAAGGAUUUAAUUUUUAAGGGUCAGCAACUGAUGGACUUGGAGAAUAAACUCAAAGUGGCCAAAGAUGAACUGGAGAAGGCAGCGCUGGAUAAGGAGUCACAGCUGAAAGCCCUGAAGGACACCGUACAUAUCUGCUUCUCGUCUGUCCUACACAGCCAGACAGGAAGUUUACACAGAUUUCCAGCCACACCCACCAACCUGUUGAGGUACUCUGCCCUGGCCAACAAUUCAAGAGUCACCUUUCAGCAGCCGCAUGCAAAGGACAUCCCGAAAGUUCCCCGGAUCACAACAACAAGUAAAUUGCCUGUGAGCAGUGUGGUAAUGAGGAGAGAGAGCACAGGACCGAAAGACUGCCAGAUGGUGAAGGUGGGAGCAGACUGUUCCCACAAUCAGACUGAGAGUUCAUCUGAGAUGAAAAAGACAUUUGGACACAGUCAAGCGAAGACCCCAGAGCAGAUCGGACAAGGCCAAGCAAGGACAGCAGAGGAAAGUGUGAAAACAGACGGAGACCUAAAAAAGACACAAAUGGACAAACACAACUAAAGGGACAGUGGAAGACUUGGCAGAUUUUCUGCAUGGUAAAAAUGAUGUCAGAUCUGUUUAAGCCCCUCUUCAUUCACUGAGCUUAUAAGCACACACACGCACACACACACAUACACUGUAGGCAAACACAAACAACAACAGACACAAAAUACCCAGUCUAACACUGCUAAUGUAGAAAAAGAAAUUCCCAACAUUCGAUUUUGAACUUUCUUAAUAAAAACCAACCGCAUAGUAUGGCAUGCAUUAUAGAGUUUUAGAUAUUGAUUUUACAAGGUUACGAUGGUACUGGUUGUUUUUAAUAACUGUUAUUUUUUUGUUCACUAUCUAUUUUGAUUCUAUUUUUCUCCCAAAGUGAGGACACAAUGUUCUUUGAUUUGUGUUGUUUGUAAUUAAAAGCUAUUUCUGGCACCUCA